AUGAACAGCGACUCCGCCUACACUCCUCUCGAGACGCUGCUUCUCUUCCAGGCCCUGCGUGCUGACGGCGUCGACUCCAUCUCCUUCAACCGCAUUUCUGAGCAGUUGAAGAACAUCCCGUCGAUUCGCAACGACCGACGCUACGAUGGCGGCCGCUUAAGCCCAGAUGCCCUGCGCGAGCUCUAUCUCACCCUGCUCAAGGAUGAAGUGAAGCGCGACCUGGAAAGACAAGCGAAUGGCGACAAUCAACUCACUAAUGGUGAUGUCUCUCCCGCUUCGAGGAAACGAAAGGCACCCAGCCCGAGCUUGCCAACCGUGUCGGAAGCUACAAAACAUUCACACUUGAUCCCACAAUUAGUAACUCGUCUCUAUACUGGCUUUCGCCAGCAUUAUGUUGACACGGCGAUUCGGCCACUCGAAAAGAGGUAUGCUACCAUACACGAGGAGAUUUCGGAGAUUGAAUCUGGUCAAUGGGACGAGAGGCUGCAGAAGAAGCAGGUUGUCUCGCAGACUCAGAGCCCAAAGCCUUCCUCGACUGCCCACACGCAACCUGUUGUGGCGCGAGCGGACAAUCUCCAACCCUCUCCUGUUGUGGCUAGUCCAAGCGUGCCUGCCAAACAACCGGAGAGUGCUCCUCAAGGGCAUGUGAAGAGGUAUUCGCAAGCUAAGAUCGAUGCGAUGAUCAAUCAUGGACCGGAGUCACAGGACAGUCCCAUUCCUCACCAAAGAACUGCUUCAAACACCUCGCUGCCUCCACUGGCUGAACUCGCGCCGCAAUCGCCUCACCAUGCCAUUCCUCCGAAUGCCUCUGGUGCCGUGCCGACCCAGAUGCAGCCAAUGCAACAGAUGCCCCAUCAUGGAUACACACAAUCACCUCCCGCGGGUCACCAGUCGCCUUACCCCCCGCAGAACAUACAUCCUCGGCCAGGUUCCAUCUCUGGUCCACAAAUCCAGCAAACUAUGUCUAGGGCAUCUUCGUCACCAAGGCCAAUUCUGCCUCCUCCUAAGGGCAUGCAGUAUCAGCCAACGCCGCCGAUCCCGCACGCUGGCUCGCCAGGAGUACCUCAUCCGCACAUGCCACAUCAGCACCCCCAAGCACACCAACAGCACUUCCAGCCUCAACAACGUAUGCCGGCUGGGCCAUCACCAACGGGCGAAAUGCCACCUCGAGCAUAUCCGGGUACCCCUCUGGCUCCUCAUCCUCCAGCAGGCUACUAUCAGCAGCAACAGCAGUCAUAUGCUGGGCGGCGACCAUCGUAUCCUCCAGUUCAAGGUCACCAGACACCAACGUAUCCAACACAGCCUCCGCACCCUGGGGGAGGAUAUAUGUUACCGCCGUUCCAAAUUCAGCCACAGGACCACGGCAAACCGAUACAACAACCACUCCGGCCUCACCAGCCGCCCAUGUCGGGGCAACGACCAAUGUAUCCUUCUCCGGGUCCUGUUGCGCCGGCCACGGGUCCGCGGCCUCCGCCUGUACCAUCUCCUCAUAUACAAGCAGUGUUGGCUGCUCUCGCAACACCGCCUCGUACACGAUCAAUCUGGAAGCGUCCAUUGUACAAUACGCCGAUCAAGGAUCAGAUGCCAAAGCCAAGCCCUCAGGUUGAGCCGUUAAGUCCAACUCGGGGACGUGCCAAGCCGGCUCGGUCAAAUGCUCCGACUAUCGAGGAGCCUCCCGCCACCGAGUCGGCGACGAAACUGCGUUCGAGCAAGCGGCGCCCCAACGCUCGUGACAAGAGUCCUCACAGUGUGGUCUCAUCUGUAGCGGACGAAUCUCUCCUUGCACGUACGCGGAGUCAGUCUGUGAGCACUGUAGCAGGCGCGCAUCCUCCAUCGGAUGACCGGCCUCGCAGCAGGAAUGGAGUCAAAGCCGAGGCCUCCACGCCGUCGAACCUGCUGGAAGAGCCCGACACAGGGACCGGUACAUCGAGCGCCAAGAUGACACGCACGAGGCGAGGAACGCUACAAUCUCAGCAUCAGCAGCCGAACAAGCGCAAGUGGCGAGAAUCGCCUCCAGAGUCUGCACAGGAACGAGAAUGGGGCCCAACUCCACCUCCCCGCAGCAACACUGUCGUUGCAACCCGCAACCUGGCCAAAAUGUCGUCCGCUGUCAUGAACGACAUCGUCAGCCAUAAGCAUGCGUCCUACUUUGCCAAGGAGGUCCGCGACAAAGACAUUCCGGGCUACAGUGAAAUCGUCAAGCAGCCACAAAACCUCAAGUCGAUCCGAAGUGCGAUUACGGCCGGCGGCAAGGCCAUUGCCGCAGCCACCGCGAAUACGGACUCACCCGCGGCAACGCCAUCGGCGUCCUCGACAACAGUAGAGCUGGAACGCACCGCGGAUCUGAUACCUCCCAAAGCCAUUGUCAAUGGGGCGCAGCUCGAGAAGGAACUGAUGCGCAUGCUUGCGAAUGCGUACAUGUUCAAUCCCGGCGAAGACGGCAUGGCACUCUCCACCAAAGAGAUGUUUGAGGAUGUUGAGCAAAAGAUCUCCGAGUGGCGGGGCACGGAACGCGAGGCUGGUGGUGAUGAAGACGAAGAUGUGAAAGGCAAGCGGAGGAAGGUGUGA
Messenger RNA from Lecanosticta acicola, 2568 nucleotides. The record is from the annotation of a GenBank genome assembly. Lineage: Eukaryota; Fungi; Ascomycota; Dothideomycetes; Mycosphaerellales; Mycosphaerellaceae.